CAUUCGGUCGUCAGAAGUCAGAUUUCCACUCUCAAUCUUCUCUCUCUUUCUCUGGCAAUGGCGAAGCUGUCGAAUCUUCCGAUAUAUGCAUCUCGCGUUUACUUCGUGCUCAUCGUCCUCCAAAUUCCCUUUUUUAGGAUACCAUGUAGAUCAGGUAUGUGUACGUCGCCUAUCCAAGUUACAUCUAGCCAAUUGGUUGCAAGUGAGAUCUUUCCGCUAGCUGCAGUUAAGGCUCUCCUUUACCCAGGGGCCAUUUUUAAUGAUUUAAUCUACAAUAUGAGUGUUCCAAGUUGGAAUAAUGUACUAAGCAUGUACAACUUGACUGAUAUAAAAGGAGCCUCUGCAAUGCCUGAUCUACAACGUCUGGAGGUUCUUGCAGGAAGCUACUUCUCUGUAGCAGGAGCAUUUAUUGGUUUACUAAAGCCUCAAAGAAUGAGUAUGUUUGGGACCCUUCUAAUUGUAUGGGGACUCGUCAAGGAAGGGCUUCUUGGGAAGCCAGUAAACACCGACCCCACAAGAGCAGUUUAUGUGUACCCAACCAUGUUGAUUGCUGUGCUUUGUGCCUUCUCUUCCGUCAAGUUCAAUUUCCAGAAAGCCACUGCAAAACCUCCUCCCCGUCUUAUUGCAAAACCUCUUAAAAGCUCCAAAAAAUCUAAGCUGAAAUGAUUUCACGCUGAUUACAGACAUACGGCUUGUUCCUCACUUUCUUUAUUCUUCCAGCUGAUGAGUUGAAACUCUGUAGUGACAAUGCGGUGGUUACAAGGUACGUCAAAUCUAACGAAUGCGAAUUUUAGCCACUACAGUGUGCCCUAACCCCUUUGUAAAACUUUAUUUUUGGGAUGGAUUUAUGGCGUUGAAAUCAGAAGAAAAUGGUUACUGCCUGUGUUA
Cynara cardunculus var. scolymus (artichoke) is the source of this 888-nucleotide messenger RNA. RefSeq lists its product as uncharacterized. The record is from RefSeq and is a predicted model, not a curated record. Bases 58 to 666 code for a protein of 202 amino acids. Lineage: Eukaryota; Viridiplantae; Streptophyta; Magnoliopsida; Asterales; Asteraceae. The transcript has 3 exons.